GAUUGGGACCAAAGGCAUGAGGAAAUCGAAUCUUCGUGGAGGCUUUAUAAACCCACAGCCUCACUGCUGAUGUUGAGGACAUAACUUGAUCACCGAGUCGCACGCUAUCCUCCUGUUCUUAAGAGACUUUAAACCGAGAAGCAUUCAUCAUGAAUAUUACAAUCACUCUUCUUGGCGGGGAACCACGUCCCCUCAUUGUGCCUCCAGGGACCACCGUGGGCUCGCUGAAAAUACUCAUCUUUCAAAAGUUCCACAUCUCCCCGGAGAGGCUUUCAGUCGACAAGAUAAUUCUCGAUGAUGACUUAAAAGACCUGAGUUUCUAUGGGGUGCUACCCUGUGCGAAUAUUUUCGUGCUGGUCCAAGAGCCCAACAACAUCCAAGUGUUCCUGAAAACGGAGAAGGGUGAGAAUCACACAUACAACAUCCGACCUGGGGAGACGGUGGCAGGCUUCAAGGUCAAGGUGAAACAGCGGGAAGGAGUGGCUGAGGACCAACAAAGGCUGAUCCAUGAAGGCAAGCAGUUGGACCACGGAAGUCAUACAUUGGUGUCCUAUAAUGUGAGAGAGGGGAGCACCAUCUUCCUAACCGGACGUCUGAGAGGCGGCUAGGACUCGAGAGGCGGCUCGAGCGGUAGAAUCAGGAGUUGGAAACGUUUUGCCUACCCUAUCUCCGACCUAACUCAAAAGCCAGCGUGUAAUUUAUAUUUUUUACAUUGAUAAAAUGAUUUGGCGAAGAGCAGGCCUUUUCAUAAUCUUAAAUACACAUAUAUAAUAACGAAUCGUGUGUGGGAAGAAUGUAUUUUUUACGAAGGCCAACUUUUUAAAAUCAUUUAGUGAGUAAAUGUAAUGCUACAGAAAAUUUAACCAUGAGGACAUAGAGCAGUGGAGACAGGAUUCUUUCCCAGCAAUUCAGGAAUCACUUUACAACCUUUCAAACAUUGGUAUGCAUUUAAAUUGUUUUAAUUAUAGAUAAUGAGUUUGGGUUGUGUUGGUAGAUGUCAUUUUGGUAUGAAUUUUUCUCAUCCAGAAAUACAGUAAAUAAACUCCUUUAAAUAAAA
Molecule: messenger RNA, 1057 nt
Organism: Gadus morhua (Atlantic cod)
Lineage: Eukaryota; Metazoa; Chordata; Actinopteri; Gadiformes; Gadidae
Product: ubiquitin
Exons: 2
Coding region: 150-608 (152 amino acids)
Molecular function (GO): protein binding
Source: RefSeq, a predicted model, not a curated record